Molecule: messenger RNA, 150 nt
Organism: Effrenium voratum
Lineage: Eukaryota; Dinophyceae; Suessiales; Symbiodiniaceae
Source: the annotation of a GenBank genome assembly
GCGGACGCGGGCUGCGCCGACCACGACGCCGCUGCAGAGGAGCCCAAGGCGAGCCCGGCUGUGCUUGCUGAGCCGCCGCCCUCCUGUAGCACAGCUGCCGUCGUGGCCAAAACGAAGAGAUCAUCUCGAGAUUGGCGUCCGCCGACGUGA